CUGGACAAACAGUUGUUGUUGUUUUCCCUUUCUCUUUGUGCGACAUGGAGCCUUGCGUCGAGUAGUGUGGUUGUUGAUAUUCUAGUAAUUUCACGAGUGCACGUGCUUCAAAGGAAUUCCUUCAGUGUCUUUCGACAUGGAUACUUAUCUUCUGAACAACAAUCGGAAGUCGUCGACGGUGAAGGUGACCAUCACCCCGUCGCAGCCCAGGACGCUGUCGCACCUGCCCAAGCGGCCGCCCGUGGACAUCGCCUUCUCGGACCUGACGUACUCCGUGACCGAGGGCCGCAAGAAGAGACCCAGGGCAUCCAGGGGUCAAUCACUAUCAACGGUCAUGAAAGAAACUUGAGCCAGUUCCGCAAGCUAUCCUGCUACAUCAUGCAGGACAACCAACUCCAUGCAAACCUCACUGUCGAAGAGGCAAUGCAAGUGGCAACAGCCCUGAAGCUUGGCUCUGAUGUCUCCAAGUCAGAGAAAGAGGAAUUGAUUCAAGAAAUUCUUGAGACCCUUGGUUUGUCUGAACAUGUGAAAACUAUGACCAGCAACCUAUCUGGUGGUCAGAAGAAACGUCUCUCUAUUGCCCUUGAGCUUGUCAACAAUCCUCCAAUUAUGUUCUUUGAUGAGCCUACAAGUGGUCUGGACAGCUCAUCCUGCUUCCAGUGUAUCUCUCUGCUGAAAUCCCUCUCUCGUGGAGGUCGUACCAUUAUCUGCACCAUUCAUCAGCCUUCUGCUCGUCUGUUUGAAAUGUUUGAUCACUUGUAUACCCUUGCUGAGGGUCAGUGUGUUUACCAAGGAUCCACUCAGCAGCUGGUCCCUUUCCUGGGCAAACUUGGUCUGGCAUGUCCUAGCUACCACAACCCUGCCUCUUUCAUCAUUGAAGUUUCGUGUGGUGAAUAUGGAGACAACAUUCGCAAGCUAGUCACUGCGAUUAAAAACGGCAAGCAUGACAUCCGUACUGGUCAGCCCUUCCCAGCCAUAGAAGCUCUCAACAACUCAACAUCUCCUAGCAACAAUCUUAAGAUGACUAAUGCACAGAAUGGAAAUAAUUUGGUGUCCUUUAACAAAGAUGCUACUGACAAAGACCUUUCUGAAAAGAAAGGAAAUGGUAUCAUGCUGGCAUCAUUUAAGUCAAAUGAGAAAGAAAAUGGCAUCAAUGGAGAUGGAUCUCAAGUUGUCAUUCCUGUUGAUUUGUCUGCCAAUGACAAAUCUGAUAAUGUUGCAGCCUCUCUUUUGGAUAGUGGAAUAGUUGACACCAAGAGGAGAUAUCCUGUGUCUGAGUGGAAACAGUUCUGGGUUGUUCUAAAGCGUACCCUUCUGUUCAGUAGGAGAGAUUGGACACUCAUGUACCUCCGUCUGUUUGCCCAUAUACUUGUGGGUUUCCUAAUUGGUGCUCUCUAUUAUAACAUUGGUAACGAUGGAGCGAAGGUUCUUAGUAACUUGGGUUUCCUCUUCUUCAACAUGUUGUUCCUUAUGUACACUUCAAUGACCAUCACCAUUUUGUCCUUCCCUCUGGAAAUGCCUGUUCUUUUAAAAGAAAGUUUUAAUCGCUGGUAUUCACUGAGGUCAUAUUACUUGGCCAUAACAGUAUCUGAUUUACCAUUCCAGACAAUAUUCUGUGUGAUUUAUGUCACAAUUGUAUAUUUCAUGACAUCACAACCCCCAGAACUUGAGAGAUUUGCCAUGUUCCUCUCAGCUUGUCUACUUAUUGCAUUUGUUGCUCAGAGUGUUGGUCUUGUGGUUGGUGCAGCCAUGAAUGUCCAGAAUGGUGUCUUUUUGGCUCCUGUUAUGUCCGUGCCAUUCCUCCUGUUCUCUGGCUUCUUCGUGAGCUUUGAUGCCAUUCCUAUCUAUCUGAGAUGGAUCACAUAUUUGAGUUACAUCAGAUAUGGUUUUGAGGGAACUGCUCUUGCCACCUACAGUUUUGCUCGUGAGAAGCUUAAGUGUUCCCAGACAUACUGUCACUUCAAGAAUCCUGAGACUACGUUGGAAGAAUUGGACAUGUUGGACAAGGAUUUCCGUGUUGACAUUGUUGCUCUAGUGCUGAUAUUUAUUGUACUUAGAGUUUCGGCCUUUGUGUUCCUUCGUUGGAAGUUGCGCGCAGCCCACUAAACUAUUUCUGUAGGGGCAGUAUUUGCCGAUAUUUGCUCUCUGAAUUGCUCAUGCAUCAUGGUAUCAAAGCCAUAGUUGCCCCACUAUUUUGACCUAUAAGUUAGGUUUGUAUAUAUUUAUGGUUUAUAAUGAUUAUCAUUACUAUUUGAAUUUGUUUCUGUGUAUGUUUUAUCGUAGUUUGUGCUAUGUUUUUGUUCCAAAAUUAACCCUUUUUCAAUUUUUGUACCCUUCUUGUUUUGAUAUUCUAUUAAGUACAUAAAAUAGUAGAAAUGUGAUACUGAACCUCUCAGCUGUAUUAUAUCCUAAAAUAUACUUUUAUUUGUAUGUUGAUUUCAAAUUUUGUUUUUCCUUGCUUUUGGACAGUGGACUUCGAGAUUUACAAAAUCAAAUGAAAAUAUUUCUUACUUAAAAUAAAAGCUCUGACCCAGAACAAUUAUUUUUAUACUGCUAAUCAGAGGACAGGCAAUUGUAAUAGACCAAACAAAGUUACAUCGUGAUAAACAUUUUUACUUUAGAGUUUUGUUAUUGUUUUGUUGUCGGUGAUAAUGAGUGAAGAAGUAUGUUUUGUUCUAUGUUGUGAGUGUGAGAACUGGAACUCUACAUGCUGUAGACAUUGAUGUGGUGCUAUGUAGUUAGUGAGAAUUUUCUCUCUGUGGUAUGACAAACAAAAAAGUUGAGGAAUAAUGAAUGGCUGUGAUAAACCAUGGCCAUUAUUCAAUUCUUGAUAUAGAUGGUUGUGCUUUGUUAAAAUGGUAGUUUUGCCGUAUCAUGAAGAUUGCAAGAAAAAUAAGGGCACAAUGUUAGUGCAAAAUCACAUUUCAUUUAAAUAAUUUAAUUGUAACUCAUUUACCAUUUUUUUCAUUUAUGUGUUGCCUUACUGAGCAUUUGUAUCAAAUCAUCACCAUUUUUAUUAUACUUCCUUUCUGUCAUAUGAGCCAAACUUUAUUUUUGUCAAACAUUUUUGUCCUUUUUAAUUUGUUUAAUUUCUUAUCUCUAAGUUUAUGUCAGUAAUGUUCAGUCUUCUAUGUGAAUUGCCUGUGCGAAUGCAUUAGGAAUGCCUGGAUUACAGGGUUAAACACAAACGUACCAAUGUUGUUGGCCAACAUGGCACUAGUUUUGUGGCUUUCUUAUUUCUUGUGGGUCAUGCUCAUAAGGAAGGAAGCACUUUCAUACAAAUGCUGUAUUAUUUUCUUAAGCAAUUUUUUAACAACAGGGUUUAAGGAAUGAGGGGACCAUAUCCAAGAUAUAAGUCUUAUCUUAUCUGUUAUUGUGUAAUUAUAAUUUUAAUGUAGAAAUUUUUACUAUC
This is a messenger RNA of Frankliniella occidentalis (western flower thrips), 3412 nucleotides long. RefSeq names its product ATP-binding cassette sub-family G member 1. Gene Ontology annotation, molecular function: ATP hydrolysis activity; ATP binding; ABC-type transporter activity. Lineage: Eukaryota; Metazoa; Arthropoda; Insecta; Thysanoptera; Thripidae. The record is from RefSeq and is a predicted model, not a curated record. Gene Ontology annotation, cellular component: plasma membrane.